AUGCCACCCACGCUGUCGGCGGGCAGCAUCGCAGAGCUCGUUGACUUAGCGAGCAGACCUGAUCUCAACGGCGAAAAGGUGGAACUCCUGGGCUGGAUGUCGAGCAGACGCCGCUGGUGUUGUCGCCACAAAGAGGGCUCUCUCCUCAACAUCCAGUCAAAGAAUCUGCGUCCGUUUGAGGAGGCAGAGUCUUGGCACGCCGUUGCCCAGCAGCCGGCAGAAGCUGCGGAGGAGCAUUUGGUUGCAGCCCACAACGACCAGGCCGGCUUGGCGAAUGUGCCUCAGCUAGGCCCUGGGUUGAAGACGUUCGUCAUAAACCUCGCCCGACGCCCCGACAGGCGAGCCUCGAUCGAGGCCCUGUGCAGAGAUCUGCAGCUGGAGUACGAGAUCAUUGAGGCAGUGGAUGGACGUGCCCUGGCAGCGCAGCCGGGUGCACACUUAGAGUUGGUCCCGACGCAGAGGGAGCAUGAGCGUAGCCGGCUUCGCCUCAUCGGCAGCGCGGUGAAGCCGCGAGGUUUCCAGGCGAUAAGGAGCCGGACUUGGCGCACCCGCUUCGAGAGGGACGGCCGCCAGUGCGAACAGCUGCUGCAGAUGGCCCAACACCGGCUCAAGGCCUCAGCUCUGACAGAGCAAGGGCAUGAGCUUUGGGGCGCCGUGGGCUGCAGCCUCUCCCACCAGAUCAUUCUGCGAAAAAUCACGGAGUCGCCUGACUUGGAGUACGCGCUGGUGCUCGAAGACGACUGUGCUCUGGGUUUUGCAAGCGCCGACGAAGUGCGGCAGAUUUUUAACGACGAGAUGCGAGAGAUAGCGCGCAGCUAUCCGGACUGGCAGCUAGUCUACUUAGGCGGCUCCAUCUCGUCCUACAUCAGGAAGGAAGAGCGAGACGCCUGGAAGAUCACUGACUUUGUCAAGAAGGCAAAGCAGGUCUACCAGACUCACGCCUUUGUGAUCCGGCGCGGCCUGGUUCCCUUGAUACAGGCGAAACUUGAGCGAGGCCUGGCGGCAGAUGCGGCCCUGGUGAGUUGGUCGAGGGAGGCUGCCAAUGACGACAGCCCCAGUUGCUUCCUCUUCCACCCGCAGGGUCUUCUGGUGCAGCCAGGGGGAGCACAGCGCUGGAAAGACAGCGACAUCUUCGUGGAAGGGGAGUUCUUCAAGCGCCAGGUUCAAUCAAACACAGGCGGCGCUUAUGAUUUUGCUGUGGCCAGCCGGACCCGCCGGCCGCCAGCCGUCGACGUGACGCGCGAGGAGCUCCGGGGGUGGUCGUUUUCCUCCGGGGAGGAGGAGCCGCCUGGCACCGAGGAGGCGCCGCGACCCUCCUCGCGGCCGCCGCCUCAGGAAGAGGUCGACCCUCCGAUUCCACCGAAGGUGCCAAAGAGUCCACCGGAGGCGCAUGCUCCGCUUCGCACGCUCAUGGAGGAUCCUCACUUCCAGAAGGCCGUCCUGGCACGUGGCUACAGGGAGGCAGACUUCCCGCUCCCCGAGGCUGCCCUGGAGGUACCCUCGCAGCUCCGCGAGAAGCUGGGCGAACUGGCAGCAGGCACGGCGAGCUUCGCCGACUGGGUGCGCUCUGCGCGCCGCCACGCCUCCACGACAAUCCAGGACGUGCUUCCUCGGCUCCGGGCGACUGUGCGGUACCUCUCCUCGAACACUGGUGUGCAGGUGCCCUCGCGAUCGAAACUUGCCGCGGCGGUGAGGUGCAUUGCGGAGUUCUGCCACGACUUCUCCGAGGACGAAGCGCGGCAGUGUGAGGCGUCUCUGCUGCGUCGACCGAGCAAAGCGUCCUCUGGAGCACUGCUUCAGCUGGAGGCAUUUCUGCUCCCCAACGAAGGGGAGCUGGAGCUCGAGCCGGGUCCGGCUCUCGCUGCCGAGGCGCCUCUCCUCUUCGAGCUGGUGAAGCAGGAGCAGGCUGCACAGCACCAAGCCAGGGCCGUCCGCCGCGUGGCUGCAGUUGCCGGCGUGCUGCCGAUGCGGAGCAGCGCAGUAGAUGGCGUUACAACCGUCGCGCCACUGACGCCCGCUCCGCUGACACCGGUGCCGUUGACGCCGGUCCCAGGCCUCGUGCCUGCCACACCGCCUUUCGGGGCAGCGCCGACGACCCCUCUCACAGGAUCCCCGGCGCCUCCAAGCGCGAAGCGCCCAGCCCAAGAAGAUGCCGAAGUGAAGCCAGAUCCAUCGCCGCCGCUUCCGAAGCGCAGACGCGGAGUUCUACGUCCUUGCAAGGAUUCCUACGAGGAGCUCCGGAAGCUUUCUAUCGCGCAGCUGCGAGAGAAGGCCCGCCUCUGCCAGGCGAACAUCUGGUCCUGCUUGGAGAAGGAGGAGGUCGUCCAGGCCAUCCUCCAGACGGGGCGGACACCACCGGCCCCGAUGGCGCGAAGCAGUCGUCCGAAGAGCCAUCCGGCAGGCUCCGCACCAAAGCUGUGA
Molecule: messenger RNA, 2421 nt
Organism: Symbiodinium sp. CCMP2592
Lineage: Eukaryota; Dinophyceae; Suessiales; Symbiodiniaceae
Source: the annotation of a GenBank genome assembly